This is a messenger RNA of Capsella rubella, 1097 nucleotides long. RefSeq lists its product as uncharacterized. The record is from RefSeq and is a predicted model, not a curated record. NCBI's taxonomy places the organism in Eukaryota, Viridiplantae, Streptophyta, Magnoliopsida, Brassicales, Brassicaceae. The transcript has a single exon. Bases 142 to 885 code for a protein of 247 amino acids. Gene Ontology annotation, molecular function: S-adenosylmethionine-dependent methyltransferase activity.
UUAGUACUUAUUUUAUGUCGCAUUUGGUAUUUUUCUAAUAAUGAUGAGCCAACUCUAUUUCUUUAAUAAAAAUCCCAUAUAGGCUUAAGGCUUCGAUGGGAGAGAGACAAGAAAAAGAGAGAAGUGUCGAAGCUAAAGAAAAUGAAAUUCGUAAUACCAAAAGUACCCUUCACACUCUCUCUCUUCAUCUCCCUGUCUCUUCUCAUCGUCUUCUUCUUCGCCUUCCCAACCACAUUCCUCCGCCGUCCUCUCUCCUCUCCUUCCUCCGUCAUCGCCGUCGCCGAAGAAGGCAUACGGAUCCGUCACCAUGGAUACAGCUCAUACGAAGCCUACAUCAAGCACCAGCUCAACAAAACUCAAAACCCGAAGCUACGUAAAGUAUGGACCACGCGUGACUGGGACAGGAAAGUGCGCGUGUUCUCCACUUUCUUCAAACGGCUCAGCGAUCACAAUCUCCUCUCGAACCAGUCGAAAGCUCUCUCGAUCGGAGCGCGAGUGGGACAAGAAGUAGCGGCGCUGAGAUUGAUCGGCGUGCAAGACUCCGUCGGGAUAGAUCUGGUGCCGCGACCGCCUCUCGUGGUGAAAGGAGACUUCCACGCGCAGCCGUUCGACGCGGACACGUUCGAUUUCGAGUUCUCGAACGUGUUCGAUCACGCGCUUUACCCGGAGAAGUUCGUUGGGGAGAUCGAACGGACGCUAAAGCCAGGAGGGGUGUGCGUGUUACACGUGUCGAUAUCGGGGAAGACGGAUAAGUACUCGGCUAAUGAUCUCUUCAGUGUGAAACCAUUGGUGAAUCUGUUCAAGAGAUCCAAGGUUGUGGAGGUGAGGAACAUCGAUGGCUUUGGGCUUGAUACUGAGAUUGUUUUUAGAAAGAACAACAACUAAACCAUACAACAAAGAUUUUUUUUUUUUUUUGGGUUUUCAUUGUUUCAUUUUUAAUACAUAGGUUCGUUGUUGUUAAGUUAAACACAAAUUGUUUCUCUUUUUGUUUGGAUUGUAUUUCUCAUAGUUUUAUCGUGUUUUACUACAAAAUCAAAAUGUAUACAUCUAUUCUGAGUGGCGACAUCAAUAAAUUAUAGAGUUUUUUUUCUUUCUCA